Messenger RNA from Clunio marinus, 570 nucleotides. The record is from the annotation of a GenBank genome assembly. NCBI's taxonomy places the organism in Eukaryota, Metazoa, Arthropoda, Insecta, Diptera, Chironomidae.
AUGAGUCGACUCGUAUUUUGUGCUUAUUUAACUUUGAUUAUCAGCAUUAUCGUUCAAGCAGCAAGUUCGAUUGAUAAAUGUCCUUCUGUGACAGAUUUCCCAUCAUCAGAUUUGAGAAGUUUCAGCGAAGAAGAUUUCGCGUGGCAGGAUCAAAAAAGUCUUGUGAUUGUGUUUGACAUGACAUCAUCGAUGCGCGUUGAUAUAGAACAAUUGAGAGCAGCUGCGAUUGAAAUCGUUAAUGAACUAUCUGAAAGGGAAGAUAAUGUCAUUGAGAAUUAUAUUCUGUCAUUAUUUGAUGAUCCUUAUAUCGCAGAACCUUUUGUGACGACAGAUCCAUCAGAACUCAUUGCGAGAUUAAAUGAAGUGAUUUUAGGCACUUAUGAGGAACAAUUAAGUGCUUCAAUUCCAUUUAUUGCUGACUUCUAUCACUUCAGAAAUCGGGACUUCUCAGAUAUAUUUCCUAUGACGUUAAUUGGCGCACUAAAGAUAGCCGAAAGAAAUCACACAACGGCAAGUGAUGACUUAACAGUUAGUUUGUAUAAGAUUGCAGCAGUAAGAUUGUAUUUAUGA